AUGAGCCGAUUUGUCCGAGUUAGGACCUCUGACCUAAUUACUGCUGUUUGGAUACCAUUCCCCAAAGAGUGGAACAUGAAGCCCAUCGCUUGGUUUCCUGGUGGGGUCCUUGACCUUGAAGGCUGGGUCCGAAAGCCGGCUUCCAUUUCCUCUUAUUUGGAGCGUUGCUGGCGUGAUUUGGCCAAAGGUCGUUGGGAGGCCAAAAACCAUGGUCUUGGAGAUGCCGUUGCUAUGCGGCCAGCUUCGGAUGAUGAAGAAGAGGUUCUGAAGUCUUCUAAAGAAAGAAAGAGAAAAAGGGAGUCACCCGUAAAUCCCCCGAAGCCUAAGAAGAGCGUGGAUCAACGGUCCAAGGUCGAUACGGCGGCCUUAUCUCCGGAAACGGCCCAACGCCUUCGAGAUCAGGAGGAAGAAGAAGAUAACGACUACCUGUUGGUAGCUCAUAAAAGAAAAAAUGCCGGUGCUUCGAAGUCUGUUGAGCCGGUGAAGGUCGUUAUAGCUCAUUCCAGAGUCGAAAAAAUCUCCGAUGGGAGGCUUGAAGAUGGCCCCGACCCGGAUGCUUCUUUCAUUUUUGAUGAGGCUCGUAGACUUUUUAAACAAGCCGUGGUGCUCCACAAAAAGGCAUUUUCCAAAUCUCAAACUGAUCUUGCUCGAUGUGAGGCUGAGCAUAAAAAGGUUUCGAAAGAGAGGGACGAUCUUAAGGCCCUCUAUGUUAAGAAAGAGAUGGAGAUCAAUGGUUUACGAGUUGAAUUGGCACAGGCUUGCCAGGGACGGGUCAAGUAUGUCGAGAAGGAGGCCGACUUGGUGGCGCAGCUUCGGGAGGAGCUUAAGAUGAAAGAGGCCGAGACCCUAGGUGUAAAGGAGGAGAGCUUAGCUCGCGACUGCAAAAUCGGGGAGCUUAAAGCUAAAUCUGCUGCCGAGUUGGCCAAGGCCAGAUCUGACAUUGAGGCAAUUAUAUCUUCGUACCGAGCCGAUGCUGAAGCAGCUAAUGCUCGAGCCAAGGAGUUUUCUUCUGCAGCAGAAGUUAAGUUAUCAAGUGCACUUGAUCACGCUAGGCGACAAUCCCGAAGGGUAACCCUCGGGGAGGUACAUGCUCGCGGCUUCAUUCUCUCUGCCGAUAUCGAAAGGGCGAGGAUUUUAAAAGAAGAAGUUGCCGCUCUGCUUUCCGAUGAAGAUGAUUCUGCCAGUGGCUCCAAGAGUGGGGGAGAUGAAGAUGGAGUCCUCGAGGAUGAGGCUCUCGAAGAUGCGACUGCCGAAGAUGUAACUCCGAAGUAG
This is a messenger RNA of Nicotiana attenuata, 1272 nucleotides long. RefSeq lists its product as uncharacterized. The transcript is spliced from 7 exons. NCBI's taxonomy places the organism in Eukaryota, Viridiplantae, Streptophyta, Magnoliopsida, Solanales, Solanaceae. Bases 1 to 1272 code for a protein of 423 amino acids. The record is from RefSeq and is a predicted model, not a curated record.